UCGCAUUUCCGUUCAGUAACGAUAACCGCACAACAACAUGGCUGACAAGAGCGAGGAGCACCACCACGGCCCACCGGCAGGCGACGACUGGGGUGACGACCAGUCUGCACGCCUGCGCGACGCAGGCUACAAGAUUGUUCGCUUUGGUGGACCAGGCAUCAUCUACGUCGGCCAAGUGGACUACGACGACAAGCCAGAUGGGACGGGCUUCAUGUUUCUUCCCAAUGGCGACAUCCAUCAGUGUGAGUUCCGCAACGGGCGCGCAGACGGCAAAGGCAUCUACAUGACCAGUAAAGGCACCGAAAUGGCAGGGGAGUGGCGCAUGAACAUGCGUGUUGGCGAGUUCAAGAUCGUCGACGGCAAGGGCGUGCACUGGCUCGAGCGCUACAACGACGAAGGCAAGAAAACGGCUCGCAAGAAGGUGAUCAAUGCAAGCGUCUGA
Molecule: messenger RNA, 442 nt
Organism: Salpingoeca rosetta
Lineage: Eukaryota; Choanoflagellata; Craspedida; Salpingoecidae
Exons: 4
Coding region: 38-442 (134 amino acids)
Source: RefSeq, a predicted model, not a curated record